AUGAGCCAAGAAGCUGUGCGGUCGUCCGCAAAUCCGUCGACUGCUGUGCAGAAGCCGGCAGCGAGCGACAAUGGCGAGGCGAUAGCACCGCACUCCAACGGUAACACGACCGCAGGCACCGCCCCUACCGCUUCGUCAGACAACGCUGCUGGAUCAACGUCGGAACAAGCCGCUGGUGCCGGAAACGAGCCCAAGAGAAAGCCCUCCUUCCUCGACGUGCCACACUCGAGUUCGCAAACCAACGAGGAGGCUGCGGCGAGCGGAUCAGGACUGAGCGGUGCCACCGCAAGCGAUGGGGCUGAGAGCGUGGGACGGGGCUCGAAGCGCAGUUUUCUGGGCAAGCGGCGUGCUGGGAGCACUGCGAGCAGCAAGCGCUCCCAGAAGGCGCGUGCCGCGACAAGCGAGAAGGCUCCUGAGAAUGCGCAAGCAGUUGGCGCGGCUGGUUCUGCCCCUCAGGUCCAGCCCAAGAAAAAGAGCGGUGUUUCGAGGAUUUUGCUCAUACUCAACUGCUGUGGCGUGCCGGAAAAGGGCAAUGUGGUUGGACAGGAGGAGUCGCCCGAGGCACCCAAGAAGGCUACCAAGCUUCGCUCGGUUCGCAAGCAAUCCGCGCCGUCUACCCCCGCAAAGAAGGACGUGAGCGCCGCGGAGUCCAGCGUCGCCGACUCGAAGGAUCCCAUUGAAGAGAAGGCUGCCAAAUCUGCGGAAGCGGGAGGGCCUGUGAAGGACGUGGAGAAGCAACCGUUGUCAGGGGACGCCUCGGCGGAUAAGCCCGCUCCCUCUCAAGAGAAGAAACCGCUGGACCAGCCGCUUCCUCCCGUCCCCAAGGCCGACCGUUUGGAUACCUCGGCAGCUGCUGAGGACGGCCUCCAGGUCAAUGUCCAGGCCCCUACGCCGGUUGUGCCUUCGGAAGAACAGGCGAUUGCCGACAGGACUCCCGAACAAGAAGCGCGGGAUGCGGAUAUCGAGAUGACGGACGCCGGCCCAUCGAUACCAAUCGCCGCGAACGAGGUUCCUAUGGCCGAGGAAGAGAGCGGUGAGGCCGUUCAGCAAGAUGCGGCUACGGCUAAGAUCGACCUGCCGCCGCCUCCGCCGCUUGUUGAUCGCCAGGCUCAGACUGCUCCUCCUACUGGAUCCGCCCCUCAGAGUCAAGAUAGCUCUCUUGCCGUUACUCCUGCGGAGCCGCAGCAGAAGUGGCUCCUGCCGCCUAUCAGGCCCGAAUUCAAGGGAAAGAAGUGUCUGGUCCUCGACUUGGACGAGACUCUCGUCCACAGCAGCUUUAAGAUCUUACACCAGGCCGACUUCACGAUUCCCGUGGAGAUUGAGGGACAGUACCACAACGUUUACGUCAUUAAGCGCCCCGGUGUUGAUGCCUUUAUGAAACGUGUCGGUGAGCUAUACGAGGUCGUCGUUUUCACAGCUUCAGUAUCAAAGUAUGGCGAUCCGCUCCUUGAUCAACUUGAUAUCCACGGCGUAGUCCACCACCGCCUGUUCAGAGAGAGUUGCUAUAACCACCAAGGCAACUAUGUCAAGGCAAUGGGACGUGACCUCAAGGAGACGAUCAUCAUCGACAACUCGCCGACUUCGUACAUCUUCCACCCCCAACACGCCGUGCCGAUUAGCAGUUGGUUCUCUGAUGCACAUGACAAUGAACUCUUGGAUCUCAUUCCUGUACUGGAGGACCUCGCUGGUCAACAAGUUAGCGAUGUCAGCUUAGUGCUGGAUGUGGCCUUGUUUUCCCAAGCAGGCGAGUUUCACAAGGCCUGGGUGAUGGCCCAGCGCGCAAGAAAUGCGGCGCGCUAG
This is a messenger RNA of Lasiodiplodia theobromae, 1800 nucleotides long. Its product is annotated as Serine threonine-protein phosphatase. Lineage: Eukaryota; Fungi; Ascomycota; Dothideomycetes; Botryosphaeriales; Botryosphaeriaceae. The transcript is spliced from 6 exons. The record is from RefSeq and is a predicted model, not a curated record. The coding region runs from base 1 to 1800 and encodes 599 amino acids. Gene Ontology annotation, molecular function: phosphoprotein phosphatase activity. Gene Ontology annotation, cellular component: plasma membrane.